Molecule: messenger RNA, 827 nt
Organism: Oryza brachyantha (malo sina)
Lineage: Eukaryota; Viridiplantae; Streptophyta; Magnoliopsida; Poales; Poaceae
Product: 30S ribosomal protein S10, chloroplastic
Exons: 3
Coding region: 82-627 (181 amino acids)
Biological process (GO): translation
Cellular component (GO): ribosome; small ribosomal subunit; mitochondrion
Molecular function (GO): structural constituent of ribosome; RNA binding
Source: RefSeq, a predicted model, not a curated record
CAUACCGCGAUAGCGGCGAAGCAGAGGCCUCCCGCACUCGCGCUGCUUCCACUCUCAUCCCCUCCCAUCCUCGUCGCCGCCAUGGCCGUCUCCACCUCCGCCUCCUCCACGCUCCCCCUCCUCUCCCUUCACCGCGCCGCCGCGGGGAGCCCGGCACUCUCCUUCCCCGCCUCCCUCCGCGCUCCCACGCUCCGCUCCCGCGUCGCCGCCGCGGCCUCCGCAGCACCGCCCGCCGAGACCAUCCCCGACGUGCCCGAGGAGGCGGAGGGAACAGGAAUUCCGAUGCCGUCGUCGAUUGGGGAUGAUGGGGAGCAGCUGGCGCCCAAGCAGAAGAUCAGAAUCAAGCUGAGGUCUUACUGGGUACCAUUGAUCGAGGACUCCUGCAAGAAGAUCAUUGAAGCUGCAAAAACAACAAAUGCAAAGACUAUGGGUCCAGUUCCUCUGCCAACCAAGCGAAGAAUAUAUUGUGUGCUGAAUUCUCCUCACGUGCACAAAGAUUCAAGGUUCCAUUUCGAGAUCAGAACGCACCAACGAUUGAUUGAUAUCAUGUACCCGACUGCACAAACAAUUGAUUCAUUGAUGCAGCUCCAGCUCCCCGCCGGAGUAGAUGUUGAGGUUAAGCUAUGAUUCCAUGGUUCCAAUGGAGCUGGAUUUUUAUAAAUUCGGUGUAAUGUAAUGCUCUUUUUUGUAUACUUUGUAGUUGAUCAUUUUGCUGUCUGAGACUUGAACAAAUGUAGAGCAACAGGGAAACAAGUUCAUAUAUGAAGUAUCGAACGAGUACUGUUUUCUAUAUGCUAUAUCAGCGUUCUGGUUAUACUGUUAAGUUA